AUGGCCGCUGCGGAAAUGGAAACCUCUGCUAUUAAUGAAAAUCGUCAAAACGCACACAACGAUCCCGCCACGGAUCUUCCAGAGACACUUUCGACCCCGGACGGCCCGAUAUUGUCGUCCUCUCCCUCUCGAACUGAUACUAAACAUUUCACACCUGAUAAGCGGGAUGGAAAGAAAGAUCAUAUAGGCGACCAUGGGUUGCUAAAUGUCACGCAGACGGUCAAUUCUGAGAGCACCAAAGUUGGGGGUCCCGCACGCGAGAACCGCGAGAACGAGCUGGGUACUACUCCACGGGAUGACCCUGCACCGCUGAGCUUUCAGCCACAGAACAGCCCCAAGGAUGAAAACCAGCUGUCAGCUGGCCCCCAGAAGCAGCCGUCCUUGCCAGACAUAGCGGGCUCACAACCCCGUUCGAGCGUGCAGUUCUCUCGGGAUGAAAGUGGUGCGACUCAACCAUCGCAGUCCAAGCCCGCGUCAGUAAUUGAAGAUGACGAAGACCCGAUGUUUAAGGGGAAACAUUCCAUCUUCACCAAGUUGAAAGCAUUCGCCGCGUCGCCGCCGUUUGCCUCGCACUCUCGUACAACUAGUGGGGUGACGAUUGGCGGACAAGCCGACUUGAGGCACAACGGCAAUAUCUUGACUCCGACUUCAGAAAGGGGAGAAUUUCGGUUUCCACAUACACUGGAUGAAGGAAGCGAUGUUGAUGCCGAUGCUGAAGAGAGCGGUGCUGAGCAGCGGACUCACCCUCCAAAAAAGAAGAGCCGGAGAAGACGACAGCAGGAAGAGAGAGAGCCACAAACUGCUCCAACAACUCCAAAAAUGGCGGGUCGCCGAUCAUCGUUCCUCGCAAAUUUUGAUCGUCCCAAUUUCCUCCAACGGAGAGCGGACACGACCGACUUCUCUCACCAACACCGCGAAGGUGUCUCUGAGGAUGAAGGCCGCGAGAUGCUCAACAGGGAGCCAGCCUGGAGGCGGCGAAGUACCUGGCUCCCCAGUGGUCAGGUCGGACAACAGGAUGCACAACCAGACCAAGAGGAAAGACGCCCCGGGAACAUCAGACGGCUGACGGGCUUCACUGGCCCCUCUGACUAUGCAGAGGGGAUUGCAGCAUCCUGGAGGCGUCAUCGUGCAGAACGUGGCUCUAGCCUCAGCGCCCAAAGAUGGAGGCAGAUUAAGGCGGGUCUCAAGCUUAUUGGACAGCGCCGCAAGGCCGAUACCAACACUGUUGAUCACGCAAAGUCGGCGGAGUUGCUAGCUGAAUUGGCCUCUGGUGUUCCGGCUGCUUUGAUUUUAGCGAGCAUGUUUCAGCGGGAUGAGCACGGUAGCAAGCGUAUUCCAAUACUCCUUGAGCAGUUGAAAGUUAAGGUCACUGAUAGCCGUAUCGAUUCUCACUCCGGAGAUCGCCAUUGGGUUUUCAAAAUCGAGCUCGAGUACGGAAGCGGCUUGACACGCAUGAAAUGGGUUAUUCAUCGAACGUUGAGAGACUUUGCAAAUCUACAUUUGAAGUACAAACUUCACUUUGGCACCCAGAAGUACAUCCAAAUGAAGAGCACUGAAGGUGGCCAACAUCUUCCACGUUUACCUAAGAGUGUCUUUCCCUAUUUGAGAGGAGUCCGAGGCCUGGAUAGCGAAGCAGAGGAUGAAGAAGAUGAAGCUGUCUACGACACAACAGCGGAUGCUACUAGCGGUAAUGAAAGGACACCCAAAAAGAAAAAGCAACAUCAGCAUCAAUCUCGGAGAUCGAUCGGCGGUGCAUCACGGAGGAAAUCCGCACAAGAAGCUGAAGCUCCGGCUGACGCUUCAGGAGCUGCAGGAACGGCAGAGGGCGGCGUCGGGUCUGGGCUGGCCCAAGUAGCCAGAAGGGAGACGUACCCUGAACAUCAACGGAAGAAGCUCGAUGGCUAUUUACAGAGAAUGAUUAGAUUCCUGAUAUUCAAACCUGAUAGCAACCGUUUAUGCAGAUUUCUCGAACUCUCUGCGCUGGGUGUUCGUCUCGCCGCCGAGGGAAGCUACCACGGGAAGGAAGGGUUUUUAAUUAUUCAAUCUUCGAAGGGCCUCGAUUUUCGAAGGACUUUAACCCCAUCCUUGAUCAAAAAGCGCCAUUCCCCAAAGUGGUUUUUGGUUCGACACAGCUACGUUGUCUGUGUGGACUCUCCUGAAGAGAUGAACAUCUACGAUGUUUUCCUGGUAGACCCGUUUUUCAAAAUUCAAGCUCGAAAAGUCAGUCUCCGUAACCAGAAUGCGAGCGAUCUUGCAAAGUCCGCCAAGGAAUCCGCAAGGCACCCAAAGCAUCAUACUUUGAGACUCGAGAACUCGGAACGGAAACUCAGACUGUUAGCGAGAAAUGAGCGCCAGCUACAUCAGUUUGAGGAUUCUAUAAGGUUCAUGGUUGGUAAUACACCAUGGUCAAGACCCAAUCGUUUUGGCAGUUUCGCGCCUGUCCGUCCCAAUUGCUUCGCACAAUGGUUGGUGGAUGGACGUGAUCAUAUGUGGCUUGUCUCUAGAGCGAUUAAUCAGGCGAAAGAUGUCAUCUAUAUCCAUGAUUGGUGGUUAAGUCCAGAGCUAUACAUGCGACGGCCAGCCGCCAUAAGCCAGAAAUGGAGGUUAGAUAGGCUUCUGCAGCGCAAGGCCCGUGAAGGGGUGAAGGUAUUCGUGAUCAUGUAUCGGAAUAUCAACUCUGCCAUACCGAUUGACUCAGAGUACUCGAAAUUCUCUCUGCUCGACCUGCAUCCCAAUAUCUUCGUCCAGAGAUCCCCAAACCAAUUCCGGCAGAACACGUUUUUCUGGGCGCACCAUGAGAAGCUUUGCAUUGUUGAUCACACGUUAGCCUUUGUCGGAGGAAUCGACCUGUGUUUUGGCCGUUGGGAUACACCGCAACAUACGUUGAUCGAUGAUAAGCCGACAGGCUUCGAGAUGCAGGGCGGGCCCAAAGAUGCCGACCACUGCCAACUUUGGCCUGGCAAGGAUUAUUCCAACCCCCGGAUUCAGGAUUUCUACGAUCUAGACAAACCUUACGAGGAGAUGUACGAUCGCAAUGUCGUGCCCCGGAUGCCAUGGCACGAUAUUUCCAUGCACGUAGUUGGUCAACCGGCGCGAGACCUCACUCGCCACUUCGUUCAAAGAUGGAACUACAUUUUGCGCCAGCGGAAACCAACACGGCCAACUCCUUUUCUUUUACCCCCUCCCGAUUUCAAUGCUGCUGAUUUGGAAGCCCUAGAUUUGGAUGGAACUUGUGAAAUCCAGCUCUUGCGUUCGAGUAGCAUGUGGUCUACUGGAACACCAGACAUUGUCGAGCAUAGCAUUAUGAAUGCUUAUGUCAAAUUGAUCGAAGAAUCCGAGCACUUUGUCUACAUUGAGAACCAGUUUUUUGUCUCAACCUGUGAGAUAAGCGGACGGAGGAUUGAGAAUCAGAUCGGAGAUGCCUUGGUCGAACGCAUAGUUCGAGCGGCCAAAAAUGGUGAAUGUUGGCGUGCGGUCAUUAUCAUUCCAUUAAUGCCUGGCUUCCAAAACACCGUUGACAGCGAAGGUGGGACGAGCGUUCGCUUGAUCAUGCAGUGUCAAUAUCGCAGUAUAUGCCGUGGUGAGACAUCCAUAUUUGGGCGACUCCGUACUCUCGGUAUCGAACCCGAAGAUUAUAUUGAAUUUUACAGUCUCCGGGCCUGGGGUAAAAUAGGUCCGCAGAAAAAGCUUGUUACCGAACAGCUUUACAUCCACGCCAAAUGUAUGAUUGUGGACGAUCGAGCUGCAAUCAUCGGCUCUGCAAAUAUCAAUGAGCGGUCUAUGCUGGGAUCAAGGGACUCGGAGGUUGCAGCUAUUGUGCGCGACACGGAUAUGAUUUGGUCUACUAUGAACCAUCGCCCAUAUCUUGUUGGGAGAUUCCCUCAUACACUUCGCAUGCGCCUGAUGAGGGAACAUCUAGGCAUCGACGUGGACGAACUACUAGAACACAAUAUCGCGACGGAGCAGGAGCUGCGCAAAAUCGAGGUUGUUGAAGCAGGAUCCAGAACCCGAGGGCGUCGAGAAGAGCCCGACUUCGAGCAGAAACAGGAUGAGAGGGAAAUGAUGGAGCGCCGUCAUCGCAUUCAAGACGAGUUCAUUUCACGUUCGGAAGACGUACGCAGUUUUAACCAUGACAUUGACUGGGAACAAGGCAACAACCCUAAUCUUAAAACAAACAAGCGGCUGACGGCGGACCCCCGAGUGACGGGCAACCCGGAGCACCAGAAAGAUGUUGACGGCGAUGGGACUGAUCGUCUAAAGUCCGCUACUCAGGCAGGGCUAGGUGACGCGCGUGAUUCUCUAUUUUUGAGUCCAAAUGAGGAAGUAUUGGUUUCCGCAAUUGCCUCCGAAGGCAAAGGUGUUCUAAAAGAACCAAAGAAAGCAGUGGAACAGCAAGACCGACAAGCUUCGAAAAUGAAAGAUCUCCAACAAGCACCUUCAUCUCCUACUGCCAGUGGCUCCCAAUCGAACCAAAACAUGAAUGACAUGCUGUCUCCUUGCGCCUUGUCUUCUCCCGUUGAUCCUAACACCGAAAAUAGCUUCCCUAUGUUAUCACCAAGAGAUAAUCCGGACAAUUUCAAACAUCAGCGCCCCUCGACUCGGGAUUUGCGCCGUAUUUUCGUCGAUAAGGACUGCAUGAUGGACCCCGUGAACGGUGCCUUCUACCUUGACACCUGGCAUGCUGUUGCAGAGAAGAACACGAACAUAUUCCGCUCUGUAUUCCGUUGCAUGCCUGACAAUGAGGUUAGAUCCUGGAAGGAGUAUAAGGAAUAUGCUGCCUAUGGUGAACGUUUUGAUGAAAUGCAAAGCCAGCACAAUGCCAAGGCGUCCCAGCCCUCACCAACGAAACAGUCUGGUACUCCUGGUGCGAUCCCAACUGUCCAGGGGGCUAAGGGACAAGCCCCUUUUGCAUCAAAGUCUGAUCCGUCUAUGCUAGACGAAAAGUCUGGGCAGCAGACAACUGAGUCUAGUCGAAGUGAAAAUGACCAACAACCAGUUAGUCCUACGAAUGGAGAUACGAUGCCGGUUGAUGAAAAGUCAGCAUCGAGAGGAUCGGAUGUGCUCCCGUCCAGUGAUCAACGGAACGAGCGAAGCAACAGCACUGCUGUUACCGCGGAGGGAAACGAAAAGCAAUCUAGUAGUCCCCACCUUGUCGAUUACUCCGAUGCGUUGAACUUGAAUGCGACUUCCCAGGCAUGGAGGCGAAAGCGGAGAGCCGCCACGCAUAGCUCAAGGAGGGAUUUCCAUGCGUCGGAUGAGAUUAUGGAUAAGGCGCGUGCUGAGGAGCUCUUGAAUCAAGUCCAGGGGCAUCUGGUGAUGUGGCCAUACGACUGGCUCGAGAAAGAAGAGCAGGGUGGAAACUGGCUCUAUGCUCUUGACCAGAUCUCUCCGCUUGAAAUAUACAAUUAAUUAUAUUAAAAAUUUUUUGAGACCUCUUUGGUUUACAAUGACAACGACAUCGACAACAGCGACAAUCAGAGCCGUCCAAGUGCUCUCCCACGUACCAGUUCACUCUCUUUUUGCUUGCUGUUCGACCGAAACAGUUCGGAGCAGCUUCUAAGGCGUUCUUUCGGGCUCCCCGCCGUUUUGUUUCCUAUGUUAACAACCUACUCUCUAUGGGCUUGAUUCCAGUCUAAGAAGUACUAUUAAUCCUAAUUAUAUGUAACUUGAACCUCCAUGUUCCUGAGCGACGCUGGCCGACGUUCUUUUUUUUUUUUUUUUUUUUUUUUGUCUUGACCGUCUUGCGAUCCUCACAUUUUGCCUCGUUUCCUUUUUGCUAACAUGUAUUAAAUAGAUUUAAAUAGUCAGGGUAAUAAUAAGGGACAAAAAGAAAAUGACACUACGUAUGAAGCGUAGCCACUGAACACAGCAUGGUCCACUAUACUUCGAAUGAAGUAAAGAAAUAGUCCUUGAAGAAAUCAAUUUUCAAGAUUCAUUGAGCGGAGAGAUAAGGGGUAAGCAAUAGUCCAUAAUUAAUGAAACGGCAUACAUUCACUCCUAAGCUAUGCGGCUAAGAAUGCACUCCAGCAGUGUAAGAAAUCCUUGCGCGGACUCGCUCAAAGUCAUCGAAGUUUGCCCGUAAUGCAUGCGCCAGGAUACUAUCUUGAGAUCUGGGGGAAUGUCCUUCGUCCCACGUAUCAAUUGACGUGCGCAGACUCGAGUAAGCAUCGGCAAAUGCGGCUUGAAGCUCUGCUGUUCGAGUACAUGAACGGCCCAGAUCUUUCAUAUAAUUGCAUGGGUCUUGGAUGCACAGGCGUCGUGCAACGGGCAAAUUUCUCCUGGCAAGGGCUGUCCUUUUCAGGUUGAUCAGCGAACGCUGGCCGCGGAGAUAGGCCGGGAUGGAUCCAGAGUCAUACAGCUCAGCCCCGUCUCUGGUGGUAUCAACGUUGAAAAAUCCCGGAGGGUCAACCGAGACGCCGGUGCUUUGAAGAUCCGUCCGUUCUCCGUAUGUCUGCAAAAUGGCGAGGAGCUGUUCACCUAGAGCUUCUUGGUGUUGGAAACGACCGUGAUUCAUUCUCAGGAACGCCACAAUCAUCGUCAGAAGGGCGUCGGAUCCAACAGAUGACACGUGGGCGCCAAACAAACCCCGAGAUUCCAAGAUCAAUCGUGUGGUCAGGUACAAGGGUCGGAGUGUAGGAUACUCAGCAUGGUAGCCCUGGAUAUAUUCGAUAGAUGAGGGAGGGCCCUGUCCACAAUAUAACUGAACUUGGAGGCCAGUCAGAUGAUGAACUGCCGAUAGAACAGGAAACUGUUUCCCAAGAAAAUAGACUCGGCCAUUGAACACCUGGCUCUGCUGAAAGACACGUUCUACCUUUCGGAGCAGUGCAGUAUAGACGCCGAUCAUUUUGGGGCGAGAGGGGCUUGGCUUCCUGAGCUGGUCGGACGUGGUCUCAGGAUCACUCACAGAAAGAAUGAAGUCUAUAUCUGAAUGACUGACAGCCAUUCCAGUCCGCCGAGAACCGAUGACCUCCGGUGGGUGAGGCACAACUCCUCCCAGUAUACCGGCAACAUUGUGAGCCAACUGAUCUACAUUGGCCUGUUCCCGCUGGGUUGGUAUCAAGUACCUUUCUAGAGCAAGGAUCUCUGAGUCAAGAUAAGAAGUCGCAUCGCAGUAGUUUCCCACGAAACUCAGAUUGUCUAACCAUGGACGUUGUUCUGGUCUGCCCUUUCCGUCAACGUCCCACCGUAGGUGCUGGUGGGCGGCGGCGGCAGCAGCACCAGCAGAACAAUCAGAUGCAACCCUGUGUGCUCUAAAUCGUAGAUUAGAUGCUCUUUUUGGGGGAGAGCGUUCUCUUAUGACUCUCUUCACCGGCCCGGAGGACUGAGUUUCUUGUGUUGAGGGAAGAAUUGAUUCAUGUCCAUGGUCGGGGAGAUUCUCUGACGGGGAAAUAGACGGAAUGACGCUCUUCGAGGGGAUAGUGGUCGGCACUUUACGCACAAGGCAGGCGCGAUUGGACAAGCGAUGGGCCUCAAGCGUCUUCUGGAGAUUAUUCUUCGAGAUCACCGGAUCCUUGGCACGGAGUAGGAAGGACUGAUGGAACUUCCGGGGGUUGGGGAACGGAGGAAUACGGCGGAACGCAUCAGAAGAAAGACGGCAGGGAGAGUGCAUCGCAGGAUAGUCAGCACGGCCAAGGCAUUGCGACUGGCAAGAUGCUAAACAAGAAGUUGAUAUUGAUAGUUGGCGAAGUUGAGAAUCGGAGAGAAGUUCAGGUGUCGAAUGAGUUGCUGCCUCAGGAGUGCACACGUGUACAAUGACUAAUCAAACCAAG
Monascus purpureus is the source of this 7769-nucleotide messenger RNA. The record is from the annotation of a GenBank genome assembly. Lineage: Eukaryota; Fungi; Ascomycota; Eurotiomycetes; Eurotiales; Aspergillaceae.